AUGCAAAAUAUGAUACUAGACCUCUAUGGUCCAGAUACUUCCGCAGACACCAUCCGAGAGUUGCGUGAAGAAGCAGCACGAGUACUCGAGGAGUCAGGUGGUUCCUGGACACGAGAAGCAGUACAAAAUCUCAAGCUAAUUGACUCCGCAAUCCGGGAAGCAAUGAGGAUUACACCGUUUGCUUGUAUUGGCUUGCCUCGGACGGUUAUUCACCCCGAUGGAAUUACUAUCGAAGCUGCAGAUGACAAAGUACACAUCCCUUGCGGAAUGGUCUUUGCAGCUCCUCUCGAAGGCGUACAUCACGACGAAGACAUCUAUCCAGAUUCGCGCCGCUACAAGCCAUUUCGGUUUGUAGGCCGGGAGGCAUCACACCAUACUUCAGGACCAAAAAAAGAAGCCGUCGGUGCAGCAGAUAAUAGAACAGAUAGGAGCGGGUCGCAGAAUGACAGGUCGUCUGUGACGCUUGAUGAGGACUUUCUCAGCUUCGGGAUAGGCAAGCAUGCAUGCCCCGGACGGUUUUUUGCCGUAAACGAAAUGAAGCUGUUCGUGGCACAUAUGCUACUUAAUUAUGAUGUUGAGUGUUUGAGUAGGCGGCCUAAAGCAAGAACUUUUGGUUGGAUCAGACUCCCAUAUAAUGACGGUCAAGUGCGUGUACGCAAGAGAAGUGCAGGCUUCAAAGAGGAGAGCGAGGUUAUGAGUAAUGGUAGGACUUAA
Messenger RNA from Daldinia childiae, 714 nucleotides. RefSeq names its product Ent-kaurene oxidase. The transcript has 2 exons. NCBI's taxonomy places the organism in Eukaryota, Fungi, Ascomycota, Sordariomycetes, Xylariales, Hypoxylaceae. Bases 1 to 714 code for a protein of 237 amino acids. Gene Ontology annotation, molecular function: iron ion binding; heme binding; oxidoreductase activity, acting on paired donors, with incorporation or reduction of molecular oxygen. The record is from RefSeq and is a predicted model, not a curated record.